This is a messenger RNA of Cladophialophora psammophila CBS 110553, 1314 nucleotides long. RefSeq lists its product as uncharacterized. Gene Ontology annotation, cellular component: membrane. The record is from RefSeq and is a predicted model, not a curated record. Gene Ontology annotation, molecular function: fluoride transmembrane transporter activity. The transcript has a single exon. The coding region runs from base 1 to 1314 and encodes 437 amino acids. Gene Ontology annotation, biological process: fluoride transmembrane transport. Lineage: Eukaryota; Fungi; Ascomycota; Eurotiomycetes; Chaetothyriales; Herpotrichiellaceae.
AUGGCUGUGCCGCCCCCGGCCCAACCAGAGGACCCUAGACGCCCAUCGCUAGAAGACGUGGAACGUCGACUCAGUCGACCCUAUACAUCAGAUCGCAGUGAAGCACUGGGGGAACUAGCGGCACCUGAACCCAUUGCACCAGGGGAAAAGCCAACUGAUGAAGAAAGUGGAGCGCGUCGCAGGAGUCUAGAGGAGGCACAACAAGAGGAUGGGGAAGAGGAGGAGGAGGAGGGGGAGGAAGGGACCAAGGGCCUAGAGUGCACCCCUUCAUAUGUCGCGACAGAGGUAUACAUUAUUUCUUGGUUGGUCUUGUUUUCGCUCCUUGGAACGUUGGCACGCCUAGGGGUCGAAGCCAUUACACUGUAUCCGAAUUCGCCCUUUGCGAGCCGAGUCCUGUGGGCCAACCUUGGAGGCUCAUUCUUCCUGGGCUUUCUCACCGAAGACCGCCAACUGUUUCGAGAGGAAUGGGGAUCAAGAGAUCCCAGAGCACCUGCUUUGGACCAUAUCAAGGUCAAAAAGACCAUUCCGCUCUACAUCGGCCUUGCUACGGGUUUCUGUGGCUCCUUCACGUCCUUCUCCUCCUUCCUCCGCGACUGCUUUUUGGCCUUGACAAAUGAUCUCGAGUCGCCCUCGCCGACCGCACCGUACCAUGUGGAUCCGAUUGUCGCACACAGGAAUGGUGGCUUUUCAUUCCUGGCUCUCUUAGCCAUCCUGAUUGUCCACCCAGCUAUCUCUUUAGCAGGGUUGAUGGUCGGCGCACAACUAGCUCUAGCACUUCAACCAGUCACGCCAACAUUACCAUUCAAAUUCUGUCGCAAUGUCUUGGAUCCGUUGGGCGUCAUUGUCGGGUUCGGCUGCUGGCUGGGAGCGGUCUUUUUGGCGAUUUGGCCGCCGGGGAAUGACAUACACUGGAGGUUUCGCGCGGUGUUCCCACUGGUGUUUGCACCCCCAGGUUGUCUUCUCCGCUUCUACGCGUCUAAGCACAUGAAUGCUGUUAUACCGUCCUUUCCAUUGGGCACAUUCGCAGUCAAUAUUUUUGGAACGGCGGUGCUCGGUAUGGCCUUUGAUUUGCAACACUCGAGCACCAUCGCCACAUCCGGGUCAAACGCUUGUGCGGUGCUUCAAGGAAUUAUGGAAGGGUUUUGCGGGUGCCUCACGACCGUCAGCACGUGGGUUGCGGAAAUUCAAGGGCUUCGUCGAAGACAUGGUUGGAUAUAUGGGGUUGCCAGCGUAGCGGCUGCAUUGGCAUUGCUGGUGGUGAUCAUGGGGUCGAUGGGAUGGACUGUUGGAUUUGUGCCACCGACUUGCAGCUGA